Cicer arietinum (chickpea) is the source of this 1589-nucleotide messenger RNA. Its product is annotated as protein PIN-LIKES 1-like. The record is from RefSeq and is a predicted model, not a curated record. Gene Ontology annotation, cellular component: membrane. NCBI's taxonomy places the organism in Eukaryota, Viridiplantae, Streptophyta, Magnoliopsida, Fabales, Fabaceae. Gene Ontology annotation, biological process: endoplasmic reticulum to cytosol auxin transport.
UAUGAACUCUCACUCUACAAGCUAUAUAGAACUUAAUCUCAAAUAACUUGUCACUUCAAAAACAGAGCAAUCAUCAUCAGGAUACAACUUAAUUAUAUAUAUAUUGACAUAGAAAAGAAAGAAGAUAAAAAUAGAAUAUGGAAUUUUGGAAGCUUUUUGUUGUUGCAUUAAUGCCAGUUCUUAAGGUACUAUUGAUCACUGCUCUUGGUACAUUCCUUUCACUUGAUCGUUUUGACAUACUCAAGGAGACUGCAAGCAAAAACUUGAAUACUAUUGUAUUUUUUGUGUUCUCUCCUGCUCUUGUUUGUAGCAGCCUAGCUGAAACAAUAACUUCAAGGAGUAUAAUUACGUUGUGGUUCAUGCCAUUGAAUGUUCUUCUCACAUUUAUAAUUGGGGCAGCUCUUGGAUGGUUGCUUGUUAAAUUGAUUAAAGUUCCUUAUCAUCUUCAAGGCCUUGCAUUGGGUUGUUGUGCUGCAGGAAAUCUUGGAAAUUUGCCUCUAAUUAUUGUCCCAGCUGUAUGUAAACAAAAAGGCAACCCUUUUGGAGAUUUGGAUAUUUGUCAUAGAAAUGGAUUAGCUUAUGCUUCUCUAUCCAUGGCGAUAGCAUCCAUUUACAUUUGGUCCAUUGUGUACAACAUUGUCCGAAUAUAUUCAAACAAGAUUUCCAAUGAAGUUAAAGUUGAUGAUUCCACAAAUAUUACUCCAGUUUGUGCAUUAGAAAAUGGACAAGAAAACAUUUCAACAUGUUAUGUUGGACCAUCAGUGUCCAAUGAUAAAUCACAUGCAGAUCAUGUGAAGCAAUUUGGAAUUGAAUGUACAAUUCCUAAUGGAAGAGGAAAGGUACCAAAAAAGGAAAGGAUUGUGAAACAGCUAAAAGUAUUAGCUGAAAAGAUCAACUUAAAAGUACUAUUUGCACCCUCCACGAUUGGAGCGAUUGUUGGUCUAAUAAUUGGUGUAGUCCCAAUAUUUAGAAAACUCUUGAUUGUAGACAAUGCUGUUCUUGGUGUUCUCCAGGACUCUAUAGUCAUGGUGGGGGAUGCAGGCAUUCCAGCAAUGACCUUGUUGGUUGGGGCAAAUCUUUUAAAGGGUUUAAAAGGAUUAGGAAAGCAAUUUCCACUUAUUGUUGGCAUUAUUGUGGUUAGAUUUAUAUUAUUGCCAGUAAUAGGUAUUGGAAUUGUUAAAGGUGCUAUUCAUAUUGGCUUGAUCCAUCCUGAUCCAUUGUAUCAAUUUCUUUUAUUGCUUCAAUUUGCCCUUCCACCUGCAGUUGCCAUGAGUACAAUUACUCAAUUAUUUGGAGCUAGUGAGGGUGAAUGCUCAGUUAUCAUGUUGGCAACUUAUUCUUGUGCUGCAUUUUCACUUACACUUUGGAGCACAUUUUUUAUGUGGCUCGUACUAUAGUUAUUUGAUAUUGCAAGAUCCAUUUUCAUGCUUCUUCAUGAAUGAUAUACAUAGUAUACCUAAAUUGGGAGUGAUUUUAGGUAAGUAUUGUUAUAAAGAAAAAGUAACCAAAACAUAUACAUAUUUGUAAAGAGUGCAGUAAGCAUGUGCUCUAUCUUUCCAUAUAAUGAAUUUAAUUUAUAUACAUUAUCA